CUGGGAAGGGGGCGGGGCGCGGCGGCGAGGCCGGAAGCUGACGGCUGCGGCGGGGUCCUGGCUGUCUGCUCGCCAUGGACGACGCUGACCGGCAGGUGCUGCGGCGGUGCCGGGUGCAGCUGGUCAGCGAGCUGCAGGUGGCCAACCUCUGGGACGCUCUGCUGACCUGCGAGCUCUUCCAGCCCGACAUGAUCGAGGACAUCCAGAGGGCAGGCUCUGGGUCUCGGCGUGAUCAGGCCAGGCAGCUGGUCACAGAUCUGGAGACUCGGGGGAGUCGGGCCCUUCCUCUGUUCAUCUCCUGCUUAGAGGACACAGGCCAGCAUAGCCUGGCUUCGUUGCUGAGAACGAGUAGCCAAACAGCAAGGCGGGACCCGGAAGCCAUCAGACACCUGCACCUCAAGCCUGUGGCGGUCAGACCAGAGGAGCUAAGAGCGGUGAAGCAGGACCCGUCGAAGCCGGCCCCAGGUAGACUCCCUCCAGCAGUGUUGGGGCCAGAGAAGCUCUAUCCACAGGUUCUCAGACCAGGUGUGCCCAGGCCAGUGGACAUUGGUGCUGGAGGAUUCAGUGAGAUCCGUGCUCAUGAGAGACAGAGGGGAAACCCUGAUUUGGCGUACAUCCUGAAUGCAGACCCCUGUGGCUACUGCCUCAUUAUCAACAACGUGAACUUCUGCCAUAAGUCGGGGCUCAGCACCCGCACCGGCUCCCACGUGGACUGCGAGAAGCUGCAGAGACGCUUCCGCUUGCUGCACUUCGCGGUGGAGGUGGAGAGCGACCUGACCGCGCAGCGAAUGCUCCGGGCUCUGGAGGAGCUGGCGCAGCGGGACCACGGGACCCUGGACUGCUGCGUGGUGGUCAUCCUCUCUCACGGCCGCCAGGCCAGCCACCUCCAGUUCCCGGGGGCUGUUUACGGCACAGACGGGUCUGCGGUGUCCGUGGAGAAAAUCGUGAACCUCUUCAACGGCACUCGCUGCCCCAGCCUGGGAGGGAAGCCCAAGCUGUUCUUCAUCCAGGCCUGCGGGGGAGAGAAGAAAGACCAAGGGUUUGAGGUGGUCUCUGCUUCCCGAGAGGACAGGGUCCCUGGCGGGAACCCCGAGCCAGACGCCCGCCCGUUCCAGGAGCCCCCCGGCGGCUACGACCAGCCGGACGCCGUGUCCAGUUUGCCCACACCGAGCGACAUCUUUGUGUCUUACUCCACCUUCCCAGGCUUUGUCUCCUGGAGGGACACCAAGAGCGGCUCCUGGUACAUUGAGACCCUGGAUGAUGUUCUGGAGCAGUGGGCUCCCUCGGACGACCUGCAGAGCCUCCUGCUCCGGGUCGCUAACGCCGUGUCGGAGAAAGGGACUUACAAGCAGAUCCCUGGCUGUUUUAAUUUCCUCCGGAAAAAACUCUUCUUUAAAACUUCAUGACGCCAGGGCCGCCGACCCUGCCUGACCUUUCACCCCCCCGCCUCCCUGCUCUGCGGCCUGGGCUUGCCUUCGACUCCGGCUGCCCCUGUGGAGGGAUUUUGUAGCCAUUGGGUGUCUGCUCUUUCUCAGCUGGUGGCAGACAGGCUCUUAGCAGCUUCCAAGUUGGAGAUAAGCAACCAACCGAUGAUGGAGGGAGGGAGCAGAAGAAUGCCAUGGACAGCGUGUGACACCCGCCCCCCCCCACCCCCCCGGGGGGCUGGCUGCCUGCCUGGCUAGCGACCGGGCCUGAUCCUCUGCUGGGGGCGGGGUGAUGUCCUGUGCAUUGUAGGAUGGUUAGCAGCGUCCCUGGCGUCUGCCCACGAGAUGCCUGCGGUAACAUUUGCCCCGACUGCCCAUCGCAUCUCUCUCUGAACAGUGCCAACCA
Molecule: messenger RNA, 1830 nt
Organism: Pipistrellus kuhlii (Kuhl's pipistrelle)
Lineage: Eukaryota; Metazoa; Chordata; Mammalia; Chiroptera; Vespertilionidae
Gene: CASP9
Product: caspase 9
Exons: 9
Coding region: 75-1406 (443 amino acids)
Biological process (GO): apoptotic process; intrinsic apoptotic signaling pathway in response to DNA damage; proteolysis
Cellular component (GO): cytoplasm
Source: RefSeq, a predicted model, not a curated record